CGCCACCUCUCUCUUCACUCCAUUUUCCCAAAAAUAAAAAAUAAUUAUAAAAAGGAAAAAUCACUUUAGAGGAAAAUUCACUCUUAUCUAUACAUGCAUUCACUCAACCAUUCCAAGUUUCAAUUUUGGAAAAAUUCCAAAACAUAAAAAAAGAAAAGAAAAACAAAAUCCAAUUUUUUGUAAUCUGCAAGAUUUACUUGUGAUUUUUGUAUAAUUUUCAGUGAGGGCUUAUGGAGGGUUUUAGAAAGGGUUUGUGUUCUUGGUGGAAAACGCCGGCACCGGCGCUGACGAGGGUUUUGUGGUUUUUGGUGCCGCUGAUGGUGGUUUCCGGUUUCGUGGUCCUGCUGGGCUCGGGCUCGCCGGGCUACUAUCCGUGGCCAUGGAAUUCUGUUUUGUCGCCAGCUGGCCCGUCCCGUUUUUCCGGCGGUCUCAAGGGCUUUUCUCCGCCGUCGCAGGAUCUGGAGCUGCGGCGGAGGGUGGUUGCCGGCGGCGGGGAGUUGAGGGAGGAUGCCCUGGCGGUUGAUUACAGCCUCCACACCUCCUCGGCGGCUCCGCCGCUUGCCGCCGCCGCUGAUAUUAGAGAGGCGGAGCCACCGGUGGAGAAGAAGGCAGAGGAACUUGUGAUCACAACCAAUAGAUCCAGCGUCAAACUCCCAUCAAAUGCAACUCAACUGCUUCCAUCAAGUCGAGAAAUAAAAAGGAAAUUUAGCGAAUUGCAGAUUAUGGAGGCCAAGUUGCAGAAAUCUCGAGCCGCAAUUCGAGACUCACAAAACGGUAAAGCAACUUAUGACCACGAGUACACUCCCACUGGUCCUGCCUAUUGGAAUCCAACUGCUUUCCACAGGAGCUAUCAUGAGAUGGAAAAGCACUUCAAGGUAUUUGUAUACGAGGAAGGAGAACAACCGAUAUUCCACAACGGCCCUUGUGGCAGCAUUUAUUCAAUGGAGGGAAACUUCAUCUCCAAGCUCGAAACAUCGAAUUUCCGAACGCGGGACCCGGGUAAAGCUAGCGUUUUCUUCCUUCCCUUCAGCGUGACAUCCAUCGUCCACUUCAUAUACGACAAAAACUCCCCCGAUCAUUGGCUCCCGAUGAAACAAACGGUCAAGGACUACAUCAAUCUUGGGCCUGAACUCUCGAAAUCCCUCCCCGAGCUAUUCAACAACUCGAUCCGCGCCCUCUGCAACGCAAACACCUCGGAAGGCUUCCUUCCCGAGAAAGACGUCUCCAUACCCGAAAUCAACCUCCCGGGCGGGCGGACAACGGGCCUCGUCGGCGGCCCGUCCCCAUCCAAGCGCCCGAUCCUCGCAUUCUUCGCGGGUGGGGUCCACGGGCCCAUCAGGCCCGUUCUCCUCGAGCACUGGGAGAACAAGGACCCUGAGGUGCGGGUCCACAAGUACCUCCCGAAAAACGUCUCGUAUUCGGCCAUGAUGAGGAAGAGCAAGUACUGCAUUUGCCCGAGUGGGUAUGAGGUGGCGAGCCCGAGGAUGGUCGAGGCCUUGUACACGGGCUGCGUGCCGGUGAUCGUGAAGGACCAUUACGUGGCGCCUUUUAGCGAUGUUUUGAGAUGGAAGUCGUUCUCGGUUGAGAUAGCGGUGGGUGAGAUUAGCAACUUGAAGGGGAUCUUGAACGGGAUAUCGUCGAGGCAGUAUAUAAGGAUGCAGAGGAGAGGGGUCGCGGUUAGACGGCAUUUCGAGGUUAAUUUGCGUCCCAAGAGGUACGAUGUUUUUCAUAUGGUGCUGCAUUCGGUUUGGCUGAGGCGGUUGAACGUACGGCUGAACGGAGUCGAGGAUGAUUAGUGAUCGGAAUUUGUAUGGGAUUGUGCUGUGUUGUGGGCUUAUGGUUGUUGGGAGUUCGGGGUGGUCGG
Molecule: messenger RNA, 1864 nt
Organism: Striga asiatica
Lineage: Eukaryota; Viridiplantae; Streptophyta; Magnoliopsida; Lamiales; Orobanchaceae
Source: the annotation of a GenBank genome assembly